UCCCUCCUUGUCCCCCUCCCACGGCUGUUACAUGCGAUAACACCAACCCUAGUCUAUCCCAGCUUCGUGUUCCUCCUCCCUUCCUCAACUUUCUUUCCCCUUCCCCCCUUUCAACAUUCACCUUAGCUGUUGAGUUAGCUGUGUAGAGACAUUCCCUUCUGGUAGGCCUCGAUUUCCCUUGGUGCGAACUUUAAAGAAAUUGGAAUUCGAGGAAGAGAUUAGAGAUGGGUAGGUUGGUCGUAUCCUGCGUCUUCUUGGCGCUCCUUGUUCCGUACGCUCUCGCUGUUCCAACCAAUACGGUAGGCGGCACCAAUACGGUUGGCGGCACCAAUACGGUUGGCGGAACCAAUACGGUUGGCGGAACCAAUACCGUCGGCGGAACCAAAACUGUUGGCGGCACCAACAGCGGCGGUGGCACCAAUACCGUUGGCGGCACAAACAGCGGCGGUGGCACCAAUACCGUUGGCGGCACAAACAGCGGCGGUGGCACCAAUACCGUUGGCGGCACAAACAGCGGCGGUGGCACCAAUACCGUUGGCGGCACAAACAGCGGCGGCAGCACAAACAGCGGCGGCAGCACAAAAAGCGGUGGCAGCACAAACAGCGGCGGCAGCUCAAACAGCGGCGGCAGCACAAACAGUGGCGGCAGCACAAACAGCGGCGGCAGCACAAACAGCGGCGGCAGCACCAACAGCGGCGGUAGCACCAACAGCGGCGGCAGCACCAACAGCGGCGGUAACUCCAAUACUGGUGGCAGCACCGUAACUGGCGGCAGCACGAGCACGAGCGGCGGCACGGGACUGAAAGUUAACUCCACUUUGAUUUAUCCCGGACAGGAGGGUUCUAACUAUGGCAACUGCCCGGCCUUCAAGUGUACCCCUGGCUCGCACUUUAACGGAACCUUCACUGACUCUGAUAGCGAGGAUAUUUCGUACGAGUGGCUGUUCUCCAAGCCGCUGAUGAAGGACGAUCCCGAGUCGCCCGAAUGGGACAGGCUGCUCGAGCAUCCGCAUUUCGACUGCUGGAAGAUCUGCAAGAUGGCUAAGGCCGACCACCCGCAGAUCAAGUACUGGCAAUACGAGGAGACCUGCGACGUUGGAGGUGUGUGCUCGUGCUUUGACGAGGGCGUCUGCACUCAGAACCACUACAACCCCGACAACACGAUGAACUUCUUUUUCGAUUCCACCAAUGACUACCAGCCUCCCUCCACCUUCUAUGUCGGCAAGGUCUGCGACGGCAACGUUACCGGCGAUCCCCACUUUGUCGGCGCCGACAAGUCGCGGUUCGACUUCAGCGGUUACCCCGGCGAGAACUUCGCUCUGAUCUCCGACGCGCACAUUGCUAUCAACGCGUACUUCGGCGGACGCGUCGAGAAGGAGUGGAUGGGGCAGAAGAACAAGGUGAUGACUUGGAUGCGCAACAUCGCGGUGCUCUGGGGCCAUCACUCGGUCGUGUUCGAGGCUCGGCCCGGAGCUGACGCGGAGUACGGUGCGGGCUAUCUCCAGGCCAUUUACGUCGACGGGGAGAAGACGAGCCUGUCGUUCCCCGGCGAGAAGAUGUAUCUCUUUGACGGGUCCGUCGAGCUCAAGUGGGUGGAUGCCAGGAAGAAGGUCGGCGAUGAUCUGGUCGACAUUUACGAGAUUUCUGUGGCCGAGAUCAUCACGCUGCGUCUCCUGUUGAGGCCUGAGAUCAAGCUCAUGAGGACCAAGGACGACGGGCUUGUGCACUUCACGAUCGAGGUGGUCAGCGCUCAGCUAUCCGCCAACGUCCAUGGCGUGCUUGGCCAAACCUACCGCCCCGAUUUCGCUGGCCGACUUGAGAAGCAGACCCUGGUCUACAGCAAACUGCUUAAGGCGUACGUGGUUCCGGGUGACAAUGCUGAGGGCUUCAUUGAUGGCUCGUGGGAGGAUUACAAGACGUCGGAGCUGAUGCGGUCCGACUGUAACUACUGUCGCUUCGUACGCGGUACAGCGAUCGACGACGAAACCGCGAACGCCGUCGCCAUGGCGACGUCCGUCAGCUCGUCGUACAGCAUGCUCGGCAGGAAGGGCAUGAUUGACGCUCUCUAAGAACAUUGGCGGAAGUUUACCGGUUCUUUGUAUUUUAUAAAUCUGUUUCAUUGUAACACUUAAACGCCAGGCUCAAAUGGACGGCCUCGCACUGUGUUGCUCCGUGGCAGUGCAUUUCUUGUUUGUCUAGAGUAAUAUAUUUCAUUCUAUUCCGGUUGACUUUAAGAACCAAUCAGUCUUAUUUGAG
Molecule: messenger RNA, 2256 nt
Organism: Closterium sp. NIES-67
Lineage: Eukaryota; Viridiplantae; Streptophyta; Zygnematophyceae; Desmidiales; Closteriaceae
Source: the annotation of a GenBank genome assembly